Molecule: messenger RNA, 5787 nt
Organism: Harpegnathos saltator (Jerdon's jumping ant)
Lineage: Eukaryota; Metazoa; Arthropoda; Insecta; Hymenoptera; Formicidae
Gene: per
Product: period circadian regulator
Exons: 18
Coding region: 421-3894 (1157 amino acids)
Biological process (GO): circadian regulation of gene expression; entrainment of circadian clock by photoperiod; negative regulation of transcription by RNA polymerase II
Cellular component (GO): cytoplasm; nucleus
Molecular function (GO): transcription cis-regulatory region binding; transcription corepressor binding
Source: RefSeq, a predicted model, not a curated record
UCGCGAUCUCGCGAAGCGAAGUGGGGCACCUUCGCCCUGAUAUAGGUUGCGGCCAUCGAUGACAUGGGUGGCGGGAGGUGAGCGCGGCUUCGCGCUCACGUGUCUUAGAACGUGCAGUCCGCCGUGCGGCGCACUUCAGGCCGAUCAUCGCGGUUGCAGUCGAAGCUCAGUUCGCGUGGAAACCGUCAAGCGACGAACGACGCGUCUCGUCAUUGUCGCCGUCGUCAUCGUUAUCGUACGUGAAGAAACAUCACGAGCAUAAACAUUUCGUCGGACCCCUCCGCCAAUUUCGAUCAGGACCAACGGAGCGGAAGAUGAACCACGCGCCAGUAACUUAACGCGUGUGCGUGCGUGCGUGAGAGGAAUCGAGAUAAGGGAACAAUUUUUGAGAGAUUUGUCGAUUCGAUAGGGAAACGCACGAUGGAGGAGGUGUCCGUGGAGAACGCCAAGAUAUCCGACUCGGGAUAUUCCAACACCUGCAGCAACAGCCAGUCACAACGCAGCAGCGGUAGUUCGAUCUCGAGGAACAGCAAUCGCUCCGAGAGCAGCGGUUACUGCGGCAGGCGCCCUUCGACCUUCGGAUCCAGCAAUGAGGCAUUACCGCAGCCGAUCAGCAAGAGAAAGGACAAGGAGCACAAGAAGAAGAAGUCGAAGACGGUGUCGGCGAUCACCGCCGAGGAGGCGGAAGUCGGCCUGAAGACUGUGAACGCGCCGGCCGAGGUCGCUUCCUAUAACACUGUUGUGCCGGCGAGUGUCAUACUUGACCAGAAACCAGAAGAGGUAGCCACCGUAGAAUUGGUGGACGCAACGGAUCCCGGCGAGCACAACGGCGACACCGUCGCAGAUCCGGAAGUAGGACUUGCUUCACGAACGAUCCCUCUGGACGAUUCCACGUCUCAGGCCAAUCGGUGCGGUUACUUUAUUGAAACAUUUCCAUCGUCCUUGUUUUUUACCUGGAAAACCAGCUGGAAAGACGGAGGAUUUUUAUUUAAAACAAGAGUCAAGGAGGGAUUUUGCGCGGUGAUUUCUAUGCACGACGGUCUCGUGCUGUACACAACCCCGUCGAUAUGCACCGCUCUUGGCUACCCUAAGGACGCCUGGAUCGGUCGAUCCUUCAUCGAUUAUGUGCAUCCGAAGGACAAAACCACCUUGGCCGAUCAGAUCACCAGUGGCAUCGCGUCGCCGCAGGAGGAACGGUCUAAAGGCAUCAACGGCAGACGGGCGAGCCUAUUUUGCGGCCUGCGGAGGUUCACCAGGUGCAACAUGCCGAACGGACACCGCGUCAAUGCCAGGUCGAACCUGUACCUGCCGUUCCACCUGACCCUGUCCUUCCGGGACUUUCGGGACCGGACGGCCGAUCAACAGCCUAGCAACAAGGCUAUGUUCCUCGUGGUUACCGCUCAACCCGUCCAUUCCGCAUACAAAGCGCCAGAAGAAACAAUAAUAUCUUCGGUAUUCACGACCCGCCACACCGCGACGUGCCACCUAUCCCAUGUCGAUCCCGACGUAGUCCAAUACUUCGGCUAUCCACCACAGGAUAUGGUUGGCCGUUCGCUGUUUGACUUCUACCAUCCCGAGGAUCUGCCAUUCAUCAAAGACAUCUAUGAGACUGUGAUCAGACUCGAAGGCUGCUCCUUCAGGUCGAAGCCAUACAGGUUCGCCGUGCAGAACGGAGGCUGUGUCGUCCUCGAUACCGAGUGGUCGUCCUUUAUCAAUCCCUGGACGAAAAAACUACAGUUUGUCGUAGGUCAGCACCGUGUGCUCAAGGGACCGCUGGACCCGGACAUCUUCCGCGUGCCGCGCGAGACCGAAUGCGGCUAUUUGGCCAGCAUCAGCGAGGAGGUGCUGAAGGAGGCGAAGAUCAUUCAGGGCGAGAUACGGGCGCUGCUUGACGAGAGCAUCCAAAGAACGUCAGAUAUAACCGAGCUCGACGUGUCAAAGCGAUGUAAGGACCUAGCGUCCUUCAUGGAAAGUCUGCUGCAGGAGACAAAGGCGCCUGGUGUCGGCAAAGACGGACUCGCAGCGGACGACAAGAGCUUUUCGGGAUCACGCAAUCCCUUGUUGCAGGAGCACGACAGCGUGAUGCUUGGUGAGAUCUCGCCCCAUCACGAGUACUACGACAGCAAGUCCUCCACGGAGACGCCGCCGAGCUACAACCAGCUCAACUACAACGAGAACAUUGAGCGGUUCUUCAAGAGCAAACCGCCGGUCGCCACUAUGUACGGUAGCGACGAGGAGAACGUCAAUUCCAGCAACGACGAGGGCGCUCGAAAAUGCAUGUCGCCGAUAAACGGCAGCGGCGCGAGCGGCAGCGGCAGCGCGGAGAAUCUCAGCAGCGGUUCCAACAACCAGACGAGCUCGGCGAGCCGCGGCGACGCCUCCAACACCGCCAGCAACAGCAACACCACUGCGACGGAGAGUUUCAAACCGCCCACGCUGACGGAGUCGUUGCUGAACCGGCACAACGAGGACAUGGAGAAACUGAUGAUGCAGAAGCACCGUGAGCUGCGCUCCAGCAUCAAGAACAGCGACAAGCUCAAGGACUCGCGCAUCAAGACGGAGAAAGUCAAUGGGGCCGACCAAAGCGCCCAUUACGUCAGUCAGGGUCACGGCAUCAAAAGGAGCAGCAGUCACAGCUGGGAGGGUGACAGCUUCAAGGUGUCGAAGCAUGAUAAGAUCUCAAGGACGAGCACGGCGGGUCCGGCGAACCUCACCACGACUGUCACCAGCAUGAGCCUCGAUCAAUCGACCGCAGUGCAGACUGGGGCGAAUAUCAACCUGUGGCCACCGUUGUCAGUCACAGUGCCCUCCUCUGUGCCCACUCAACCCUGUGUUCCACCGCACAAUGUCAAUUCGGAGGCCAUACCUAGAUUCCCGCUGCUGCCGUCAGUGAUACCCGUGUACUAUGUGCCAAUACCACAAGCCAGCGAGUCGACUGCAACGUCGAGGUCACCACCCCAGGAGAAGCUGGGACCACCCCCGACUACGCAGCAAAAUCCUUAUAUAUUUGUUCCAGUGUCCUAUGUCGCGACGGCGAUGGCCGGAGUGAUAUAUCCGGCGAUGAUCGGCGCACCGCCGCCGCGUGCGAUGAUGUACAGGCCCUUUUUGAUACCCGAGCAAGCGCCGGCGGCGCGUGAGAACCAGCAGCCGUCCAACGACAAGUGUGUGGAUCGCAAACGGCCGGCCAGUCAAGCAACCAGCGUGAAGGCCGAGCCGGGAAGCAUAAUGGCCAUGUCCGAGUCCUCCAAGAAGGUUCUGUCGCCUGGGGAGCUCUUCUCGUCGUGUGUGAGCAACGAUGGCGGUUGCUCAAGCGUGGUGGAUUUAUUGACACCGGUGAUUAUGAAGGGACACCGACCGACGGACUACAACGGCGACGAGUCAAGCUCGUCCAGUUUCUACAGCAGUUUCCUCUACAAGAGCAGCGAUAGCAGCUGCAAUCCGGAUCAGAAGACGUGCGAGGUCUCCUCCGAGGAGCAUACCAAGUGUCAUCAAGGAAUGCGAAGGAGGGAUCCUCCUUGGCUGGAGGGUGUCCAACUGACGCCAGAACUGAUCUACGAGUACCAGAUGCAUCCAAAGACAUUGAACGAGGUGCUGAAGGCUGACAUGGACGCGAUGAAGAACUUCAACCAACCGCUGCUGGUGAACGAUCAGCUCGGGCAGCUCUAUCUGGACUUGGAAGUGGAAGGUUUCGGUACAGAACUGGUCCUCGAGGAAGGGAUCACAUCGAGCGGAAGCGACAGCGGCAGCAGCAACGGCAGUUGGACGGAAGUGGCAUCGCAGUGCAAGCAGAGAAGAAGAAUGGUGAAGUACGGCAAGCUCGUGAUGAUCCACGAGGAAAAUGCACCGUUGCCGCCCCCGUUGCCAUCUCAGAUUGUACCGUGCCAGCAUUCUUAGGAAUUGCGCACGAUCCGCCACGGAUGACGGAUCCAGGGCAACCCCGAAGUCGACGUUUGUAUCGUCGCGCUUGCAUUUCUCUUGAAUGGGUCCAGUGUCAUUUUGUUAGCCCUUGGGUUAGAUGAUAUUCUGUACUCGUACUGUUUAGGUAUGCACUUUGUUCUCGAAGCGUGCAGAAUCACUGAGGAACUUGACUUUCAUUUCGGACUGAUGACCUUCACUUCUCGCAUACUUUUGUUUUCAACGACAGUUUUUGAUACAACUUUUUCGUAGUAAGUAGAAAUAGGAGAUAAAAAAAACUGAUUCCUCGUUCCUUAAUUCCUUCAAUAAGGAAUAAAAUAUGCGCGUUAUUUCCUAUUAAGUUUCAUACUCCUUAAUUAAACGCCUGAAUGUGUCAAAGUCAAGUUUCCCCUUUAAUGUACAAACGGUAUUAAUUUGCUAUCGAAUUCCAAUCAAGCGACAGUCGGAGUGAGAUCUCUGAAUUGACCGGACACAUCUAAUCCAGAAGAAACGCAAACAGAAAGCAACACGUGUAUAUAAAUAACGAAUGAAAUGCACUGGAUGAGAGACUUGUGUGAGUCUACCAAGACCAAUAAUGCAGUGCUUCCGUUCCUUACAUCUUUCUUUUCGAGAGAAUCAGUCUCUUCUUAUCGAGAAGAUUACGGUUGAUCGUGAAGAUGCGACAAUCGCGUCGUCGUUGUCGUCGUCUAUACAAAGAAGAAAAAAUUUGAAGUUCGAAAGCUCGAAGAAGAUUUUGACGUUGCCUUAGCCAAGCAACAAGCUUGGAAUACGUUUUGCCAAAAUUUUCGACGCGAGAUAAAAUACAAAAGUGAAUAAAUUUUUGAAAAGUGAAAUUCUUAAAAGUAUUUGCGCUUAUAUUAUAUUUAUUCACAGAACAUCUCAUCAUGUCUGUCAAUGAUGGAUUCUAAAGGUCAACUGCUCUGGCAUGCCCGGUAAAAUUUACGAUUGAAAAAAUACACGGAGACUUUGGGGCAUUCUGUGAAAUAAAUGAUAAUUACGCAAUAAUCUAAACGCAAGCAGAAAAUGCGAUGACUGAUUUCCUUCGAGAGAUGCGUCGAAGGUAAAUCCAUAGUACAAAAGGAGCGAAACUCGACGUACUGUUUUCGAUACCGUCCGUAGAAUUCGUUUGCAUCACAUAACUGCGUAGCUACGUGCGAAUUGAUCGGGAGGUCAUGAGAUAAGAUAGGAAGAGAGUACUUUUGAUGAUUUUCUUACACUCUUUUUCUCCCCCCCCCCCCCCCGCCGCGAUUUUGUGAGUGUUAUAUUGCGUGUAAAAAAAUAAUAAUCUUGCUAUUUUAAAUUGUGCUAUCGAUACGCGCGUUCUUAUCGGGCUAUACUCUACAGAAGCCUUGACACUCGUUUCAAUCAGCGAUUGGCGCAAUUUACGAGUAAUUGGCUAAAACUGAUGAUGCGAAACUAAAUUAUACGAAAAAAUGUGCAUUUCAUUCGAGAUACGUACAAUUAUAUAACAUCGCUUGUAGUUUCUAGGGGUCAAAAUUAGGGAGAUAAGAUCAGCCUAUUAGCUACAUGGCACGACUCGUGAUGUGUCAUGACACGCCACUUUGUAUAUUCAGCGUUUUUUAUAUCCCUAGAAGAUAUUUUGGACCAAAUAUAUAUAGAACAAUACAGAUAGGAUUAUGAUAAAUAUAUUUAGAUUUCCUAUGUAAUAGACAUGUGCGAACUAUUCUAAUUCGAAUCGAAUCGAAUCGAAUCUAAUGUAAUUCGAUUCGAUUCGAAUCUGAAUCCUUAUGAUACGAAUUUUUAAUACGAAUCAAAUACAUUAGCGUUUGCGCGUAUCAGCUAUAAAACGGGCCAUCUGGACCAUCUGUAUGUUUGAACCUUUAACUUGUAAUUAAUUUAACUUAUAAUUAA